GUGAGGGGCGGGGCCGCCCGCUCGGCCCCGCCCCCCCUCCGAGGGUGACGCCGCCAGGGGGCGGGCCCUGGGCGCGGCGGCCCGACUGUCUCGGCGGCGGCGGAGCGAGCGAGGCGCGGCGCCACCAUGGGGGCCCAGCUGAGCACGUUGGGCCACGUGGUCCUCUCCCCAGUCUGGUUCCUCUACAACCUGCUCAUGAAGCUGUUCCAUCGCUCCACCCCGGCCAUCACCCUUGAGAGCCCGGACAUCAAGUACCCACUGAGGCUCAUCGACAAGGAGGUUAUCAACCAUGACACCCGGCGGUUCCGCUUCGCCCUGCCGUCGCCCCAGCACGUCCUGGGCCUCCCCGUCGGCCAGCACAUCUACCUCUCGGCUCGAAUCGAUGGCAACCUGGUCAUCCGGCCCUACACUCCCGUCUCCAGCGAUGACGACAAGGGUUUUGUGGACCUGGUCAUCAAGGUUUACUUCAAAGACACCCAUCCCAAGUUUCCUGCUGGGGGCAAGAUGUCCCAGUACCUGGAAAGCAUGAAGAUUGGGGACACCAUUGAGUUCCGGGGCCCGAACGGGCUGCUGGUCUACCAGGGCAAAGGAAAGUUUGCCAUCCGUCCAGACAAGAAAUCCAGCCCCGUCAUCAAGACGGCGAAGUCUGUCGGCAUGAUUGCAGGAGGCACCGGCAUCACUCCGAUGCUACAAGUGAUCCGCGCCAUCAUGAAAGACCCAGAUGACCACACCGUGUGCCACCUGCUCUUUGCCAACCAGACUGAGAAGGACAUCCUGCUGCGGCCCGAGCUGGAGGAACUGAGGAACGAACACUCUGCUCGCUUCAAGCUCUGGUACACGGUGGACAAAGCCCCCGAAGCGUGGGACUACAGCCAGGGCUUCGUAAAUGAAGAAAUGAUCCGGGACCACCUUCCGCCCCCGGAGGAGGAGCCGCUGAUACUGAUGUGCGGCCCCCCGCCCAUGAUCCAGUAUGCCUGCCUGCCUAACCUGGACCGCGUGGGCCACCCCAAGGAGCGCUGCUUCGCCUUCUGACGGCCAGGCCCUGGCUGCUCGCACGCCUGCCCCGCACACUCACCGUGCCCCGUCCACACCCGCCCUCCCCGCCGUUGCUGUUUAACCUGCCACAUCUCCCGCUGCGGCCCUGGGUGCAGCCCGCCCUGCCUGAGCUGCGGUGGUGACCCCGCUGGGCUGGUUCCCCCGAGGGACCCCUUUGGGAGCAGGGUUCUGUUACAGGCAGGCCACCUCCAGCCACCAUCUGGCCCUCUUCAGUUCUUAACCGUGAUGCUCAGCCCUGGCCCCGCCCUGCCUCCACCCCACCCACCCACACACUACUAGGCCAAGGCUUCCAGCACUGCGAUCCACCCACCCCUCCCAGAGCAGACCGCAGUCUGGAAGCAAACACAGGUGGUACGGGCAGCCCAGAGCUGCAGGUGCCAGGGACCCCCCCCCCCCCCCCCCCCCCCAGCCACCGGCUCGGGACCCUCACCUGCCACGCCUCACUACCUGCUCUGGGUCACAGCCACCUGACACUACAUAACAGGUAAUGCCAAAAAGUGCUCUCGGCAGGGACUGUGGGGAUGAGAGUCUGCCCCCGCUCCAGCGCCCAGGCAGGCCCCGCCGGCAGGGAGCUGGGCUCUCCCGGGGCUGGAGCAGGAGGAGGAGACUGGCCCACCGGCCCAGGGCUCCUCCCGGGGACACGCGGGCCCUCCGGAAGCCUCGGCAUUUUCUGCAACACACCUUAACGUUCGGGCAGCUUUGGGAGUUCCAAGCUGUCGGCCCAGCAGUCUCAUGGGCUGUCUCUGGGCCCUGGGCCCCCAGCCCUGAUGGCAGAGCUGAGACGAUGUUUAUUUAUUCCUCUGCCCCAAACCCGCCCGUCCUGCUGCCUGCGCCCCAGCAUAGGGGAGUUUGUCUGAGCAGCGUUCUCAGUGACCUCAGUGUUGCCUUUAGACGAGGGUGGGUGAGCCUCUUGCAUAUCUGCUUUUCCAGAAUCAUUUAUGAGCAGAAAAGACGUUGAAAUAAAACUUUGCUAAUACUAA
Messenger RNA from Neofelis nebulosa (Clouded leopard), 2036 nucleotides. Its product is annotated as NADH-cytochrome b5 reductase 3. Bases 127 to 1032 code for a protein of 301 amino acids. Lineage: Eukaryota; Metazoa; Chordata; Mammalia; Carnivora; Felidae. Gene Ontology annotation, molecular function: oxidoreductase activity; FAD binding. The record is from RefSeq and is a predicted model, not a curated record. The transcript has 9 exons. Gene Ontology annotation, cellular component: mitochondrion.